Molecule: messenger RNA, 424 nt
Organism: Drosophila erecta
Lineage: Eukaryota; Metazoa; Arthropoda; Insecta; Diptera; Drosophilidae
Product: E3 ubiquitin-protein ligase RNF4
Exons: 1
Coding region: 7-327 (106 amino acids)
Source: RefSeq, a predicted model, not a curated record
GAACUAAUGUUACUGUCCUGGCAAAGUCUGUUGCGCUGGAAGCCACUGAAGGUGGAGGGACUGCGUCGAGCAGCCGACGGAAUAAAGCCCCUGGAGACCAUUGACUUGACCGCAAUCGAUGAGGAACAGCCAGUCAUUAGACCCCUACCCGAUGGGAACAAUGGCCUCUACUUGUGCCCCAUUUGCAUGAGUGCUCUGGAGCAGCCGGUGACCACCAUGUGCGGCCACGUCUUCUGCAAGAAAUGCCUGACCACCGCCAAGAUUCUAUUCCAUUUGUGCCCCAUAUGCAAGAAGUCCGUGAAGAAGUACAUUCGCAUAUACACCUAAUACUGAGGUGCCCUUGCGUUCAAAUUCGUUAUCGUUUAUAAGUGUUAUCAAUGUGUAUCUAUAAUGUUUGUGUUUCUAAUAUUGAUACUAGAGGAUC